Trichosporon asahii var. asahii CBS 2479 is the source of this 1227-nucleotide messenger RNA. RefSeq lists its product as uncharacterized. Bases 1 to 1227 code for a protein of 408 amino acids. The record is from RefSeq and is a predicted model, not a curated record. Lineage: Eukaryota; Fungi; Basidiomycota; Tremellomycetes; Trichosporonales; Trichosporonaceae. The transcript has a single exon.
AUGUCCCCGGCAGACUCUGUCCUGACUGUCUUCCCGAUUGAAGUUCUGCAGCACAUCGCUGUAGAACUUGACCGACCAGACCUUGCUCGUCUUCUCCGCAUCAACUCGUUCUUCCACCAAGCCUUCGUCACGUCACUUUACACCCGCGUACCAAGCGUUGUAAUCCAGAACCUGGACCCCGGCUCCGCCCAUCGUCGCCCACCCCUCAGGCUGCCCGCUUAUGCGCGACAUGCGCGCUGCCUCAGCGUGCCAGUGUGGCCUGCCUCGUGCUGCCGGCUCCCCUCCAAGCUCCCCCAUCUUCCCUCGCUGGGAGUCAUCAUUCUCGAGGCUGCCCUUCCCCAUGGGCAUGGGAUUGUGCGACUCCCGACUGAGGAGGAGACGCUUUGCCCUCUGCCGCCGACACUGAAGCCUAAGACUGUGGUCAUGCGCUAUCCGUUCAUCUACGAUGGUGGCGCUCAGUUCCCUGCCGGCUUGCUGACCGAAUCGACAGAGCUGGUCGCUUUCCUCAACCUUUCCGGAGGUAUCGACGACCAGCCCGGUGCUCUUUCAUUUGGUACACUGCUGGACAUCGUUGACUUCGAGAUCCCUGAGAGCGUGUACAACAUGACAAUUGUGUUGGAUCCAUCGACGCGCAGCGACUGGAAGUUCUUCAACGUUGCCACUCUUAUCCGACUCUGCGACCACUACACCGAAGGCUCGAUAUUCCCGUUCGAGAACCUACUCUCACUCACGUUUGUGUUGGGAGACGGAUCGUUCGCAAGUUCUUCCCGUGACGCCAUAUUGGAGAAUGUGCGCUCCGAAUUGCGCGAGAAUGUUCACAAGGCAGCUGCCGAUCCCGACUUCGAGCCCCGUGCCCGACCUUUCGAGAUCAACAUUAUGCUGCUGCACGAGUUCCUAGCUUCCAAGAAAUACAGUCAUGUCCUGUCCAAAGAGGAAACCGCCCAGUACCUGCUCGCCCCAUCGUCUCUCAAGCAUGUCGACACCGGCGGAGAUGUCCAGGACGUCAUUGGUCGUGCGAGAGAGGCAUCAGCGGAACAUAUCCUCCAGAUGCACGGGCAGAUGGAAGGGGAUGAGUCCGGAAGCGAGGGAGACGAUGACUACGAAGGCUACAAUGACGAAGAUCCUGAGUUCCUGGAAGAGGAAGACCUCUGGCUUGCUGCUGCCCACGAUGACGCACUUUGGACGUCUGACGAUUACGACUCGGACGACAACCUGGCGUGGUAUUGA